This is a messenger RNA of Aspergillus niger, 474 nucleotides long. RefSeq lists its product as uncharacterized. Bases 1 to 474 code for a protein of 157 amino acids. The transcript has 2 exons. The record is from RefSeq and is a predicted model, not a curated record. Lineage: Eukaryota; Fungi; Ascomycota; Eurotiomycetes; Eurotiales; Aspergillaceae.
AUGGCUGACAUCAAGCCCCCUUUCACUGAAGAAUCAGCUCGGAAGAAGGUCAAGGCAGCCCAGAACCUAUGGAAUACUAAGGAUCCCGUGCGAGUUGCACAGGCUUAUACACCCACAUGUAUUUGGCGCAAUCGGACUUCAUUCUUCUCUGGAACAGAAGGAAUCAUUGAAUUCUUGACGGCGAAAUGGAAGAGGGAGAAAAGCUAUAAGCUACGAAAGGAACUAUUUUCAUUCACCAACAACCGCAUCGCAGUGCAGUUUUGGUACGAGUAUCAAGAUGCUGAUGAUAGUCUGCGUUGGAAGCGUUGCUAUGGCCUCGAAGACUGGACCUUCGAUCCGGAGACAGGAAAGAUGUGUAAGAGAAUGAUGAGCGGCAACGAUGUGCUCAUCGGCCCCGACGGAAAUGGAGAGGGAAGAUGGUUCGUGGAAGGAGUAGACGUCGAAGACGUUAAGAUCGGAGAGGAGCAUUGGUGA